CGAAAUAGGUUUCGACGGAAAGAGACGAAGUUCACAUCUGUGUCAUCGAUAUCUUUGUAUAUCGUAGCGUUGGAAGCUGAAAAGUAAUAUUGCUAAAUAGACAUGGAUUCCUUAGAGGCAGAGUUAAUUCACAAUGAAAAGGAAAUAAAUUUAGUUGAUUUGAAGUCUGCUAACCAAAUAAGAAACAAAACUCUCCGUCGAGCACAGGUUCUAAAAGACAAACGCCUGAAGAGUAAGCUAAAAAAGGAAGAACGGAAAAAGAAAAAUGAUUCAGGAACACAAAAGAAUGUUCCAAAAACUAUUGACAGUAUGCGAGAGAAGGAUCACACAAUGUUAGUAUAUAUGGAUGAGGAAGAUCAAUUGGAACUGAACUUGGAACUGGACAGAGAUGAGUUAAGCAGCUACUUCCAGAAGACAUAUGAGCCCAAAGUUCUUAUUACAUUUUCUGAUAACCCACACCAGAAAUGUCGCAUAUUUGGACGCGAGCUUACUCGUAUCAUCCCAAACUCUGUCUCUCUUUACCGGAGUAGAUCAGGUGUCAAGAAAAUGGUGCAGAGUGCUAUUGGUAAAGGUUUUACUGAUAUUAUUGUCAUCAAUGAGGACAGGUGCCAGCCAAAUGGUUUGUUAGUUAUUCAUUUACCAGAAGGGCCUACAGCUCAUUUUCGUCUGAGUAAUGUAAAACUGACGCCUGAGUUGAAGCGAAAUUACAAGGAAAUCUCAGAGCAUCGUCCAGAAGUGAUCCUCAACAAUUUCAAUACCCACCUAGGUAACACGGUGUCCCGGAUGCUAGCGGCACUUUUCCAUUAUGAACCAGAAUUCAAGGGCCGUCGUGCCGUAACAUUCCAUAAUCAGAGAGACUACAUCUUCUUCAGACACCACAGGUAUGAAUUCACCUCUAAUGGAAAAGCAAAACUGCGAGAGUUAGGGCCACGGUUCACACUGAAGUUGAGAUCACUGCAACAUGGAACGUUUGAUUCAAAAACUGGUGAUUAUGAGUGGAUCAUUACUGACAAACGUCACGAUCUGGAGACAAGCAGACGCAGAUUUUAUUUGUGAUUUCCAAAUUUUUAUCUUGUGCACUAUCACUGUUAAUUUAAUAAAGUUUCAGUGUUAAUAUAGCCAUGAUGGCAUGAUAUCUGAAGGAUGUCAGGCAUAGUAUUGUUUUUUAAUUGAAAGAAAGAUGGCAGCAGUCACCAUUUGACUAGGACUGGUUGACUUUGCCCUCAGCCAUAUGCAACAUUUACUGUGGCUUCCAAUACUAAAUUCCAUUAAAAUCCAAUUACUUGUUACUGAAUGGAUAUCACAUCCCCAUUAUUUGUUAAUUUCAUGCAUUUUGUGUGAUGAGGUCAUAGAAAGUACAAAUGUGUGCUGUAUGAUGCUUGUACCAAAUCUAAUGAACAUUUGUCAAUUCAUUUGUUAUUAGUGGUAACAGUCAUGAAUGAUACAGUCAUCUAGAAGAAUUGAAUUUGCUCCCCGAGUCAGUUGCAUUCCGUCACGUCUCACAUAUAUGACUUUGUGUACAGUAAAUCCUAGUAUGGGUCA
Messenger RNA from Zootermopsis nevadensis, 1542 nucleotides. Its product is annotated as putative ribosome production factor 1. Gene Ontology annotation, molecular function: rRNA primary transcript binding. Gene Ontology annotation, biological process: maturation of 5.8S rRNA; maturation of LSU-rRNA. Gene Ontology annotation, cellular component: nucleolus; preribosome, large subunit precursor. The record is from RefSeq and is a predicted model, not a curated record. Lineage: Eukaryota; Metazoa; Arthropoda; Insecta; Blattodea; Termopsidae.